Molecule: messenger RNA, 921 nt
Organism: Cladophialophora immunda
Lineage: Eukaryota; Fungi; Ascomycota; Eurotiomycetes; Chaetothyriales; Herpotrichiellaceae
Exons: 3
Coding region: 295-921 (208 amino acids)
Source: RefSeq, a predicted model, not a curated record
ACACAAUCCCGCCGCUUCAACCACCUCAGCACCGGGGCCUGAGGGUAGGUCGACGCAAGAACCGGUCUGGGGAAUAUCAGACCCUGGUCACGAUGAUGUCGUUGUUGCAGCCUCUUCCCCGAAUGCCUUUUUCCGACCUUGCCCUCCCCGUUUCAACCCACCUGCUCACAGUACCAGUUUCUUUUGGCUCUAAUUUCAUCUAUCUCUCCCUCUUGAACACAUCCCUAUUUCUCUCCAUAUUUGCCGAAGUCGCCUUUACCUUUCCUCUCUCCUCUUCAUCACCCUGUGGCCACCAUGUCGGAGCCACAGCAAACACCCACACCGGAUAAUACACCUGGGGGGAAGAAGCCCAGUCGGCCGGGGCUGGAACGCAGCAACUCGGACCAGUCGACGACGAGCGCGGACGACCAAGGCUACGAGUCACGAUCCAGAUCACAGUCCCGAAGACGGAGACGACAGAAUCAACGACAGAGACAGGCCCAAGCCCGAGCUCAGACCGGAAAUGCCUCUGCAAACUCAAUGGCGGCGAUCGACGAGGGCGCCGAACCCCAGCAGCAAGUCGCAAGACGGGCACAGCCGACAGAGGUGCAUCCCAGUGAACAACAACAAAAUCCGCAAUGGCUAAAGAACCCCGACCCUCGCGACAUUACAGAGUUUCAACCGUUCGAACGGAUCAAACCGCCGUCGCAAUCCAUGCAGGGCCCGGUGACAUACGCACGCAUGAUCCGGGGAGAAAUCCCAUGGCGAGGCCCUCCGCCCUCACAACCACUUGAGACCGCACAACCUAUCGACUCCAAGGAUAGCAGCGGGAAAGAUCCUAUGGAUCAAGAUGGCUUGAAGCUCCGGUUGGAGUUGAACUUGGACAUCGAAAUUGAACUCAAGGCCAGCAUCCACGGUGAUCUGACAUUGGCACUCCUGUGA